CUUGAGCCCUGUAAAACCUUACCCAUAAGGACAGACGGCGACACCAGAUAAGGCCAUGAAGAGCCACACAACACACAAUCAUGAUCCUUUUUUCACUCCAGACUUCACUUCCUCAACCCCCAAUUUCCCAAAAUGGAGGCUCUCCAUCUGGGUUCUUCCUCCUUCCGUUCCUUCAAUUACAUUACAAAUUCCACCCACACCCUUAAUCGCUUCCGCCCUCUAACCUUUCGCAGAUCCAAAAUCAGAGCCGUCGGCACUGUUCCACAGAGCCAAUCCGACACCAGUGAGCCUCAGGAGCCUCCCAUGGUUGAUUUCGCUUUCGUUAAUUCUGUAUUGCUUCCUGAUGGAACUCCUGAUGUGCACUUUCGUCGAGCAUGUGGUGGGCAAAAACUCAGAAACAUAAUGCUUGAUUCCAAUGUUGAAUUGUAUGGGCCUUAUUCGAGAUUUCUGUUGAACUGUGCGGGUGGAGGGACCUGUGGGACUUGUAUGGUGGAGAUCGUUGAAGGGAAAGAGCUAUUAAACCCUCGCACAGACAUAGAGAAAGACAAACUUAAAAAGAAACCCAAGAACUGGAGAUUAGCUUGCCAAACCAUUGUUGGGAAACCAGAUUCCAGAGGGAUGGUUGCUGUUCAACAGUUGCCUGAGUGGAAAGCUCAUGAAUGGGGUUAUGAAAAAGUAGAGCUUUCAGAAUCAUCAGAGUCUUCAGAAUCUGCAUAAUUUUAAUAACAACCUUUUGUUUUACCCAUCAGAGUCAGCUGAGAUGAUUGAGCUAUGGACAUUAAAGCUAAGCUCCUUGCGGUCAACAAUGUAAUUAUUCCCCGUUAAUUCAGUUUGUCCCCCUUCCUUUUUUUUUUGAA
Cucurbita pepo subsp. pepo (vegetable marrow) is the source of this 857-nucleotide messenger RNA. It is a transcript of the gene PNSB3, whose product is annotated as NDH-dependent cyclic electron flow 1. Gene Ontology annotation, cellular component: chloroplast thylakoid membrane. NCBI's taxonomy places the organism in Eukaryota, Viridiplantae, Streptophyta, Magnoliopsida, Cucurbitales, Cucurbitaceae. The record is from RefSeq and is a predicted model, not a curated record. Gene Ontology annotation, molecular function: 2 iron, 2 sulfur cluster binding; electron transfer activity. Gene Ontology annotation, biological process: P450-containing electron transport chain.